This is a messenger RNA of Rhodotorula graminis WP1, 1620 nucleotides long. RefSeq lists its product as uncharacterized. The coding region runs from base 40 to 1290 and encodes 416 amino acids. The transcript is spliced from 2 exons. NCBI's taxonomy places the organism in Eukaryota, Fungi, Basidiomycota, Microbotryomycetes, Sporidiobolales, Sporidiobolaceae. Gene Ontology annotation, molecular function: protein binding. The record is from RefSeq and is a predicted model, not a curated record.
GAGCAGCAGUCGGUCGCGUGGGUCCUGCUCGAGGACCGCAUGAUUGUCGCGCUCGCGCAGGCGGGCGAGCUCGUCGACGUCGGGCACCACCGCGACCGCCUGCUCGAGGCCGGGUGCGCGCCCUCGGCCGACGCGUACGCGGCCAUGAUCCUCAACAUGAAGGACACGACCGACGACGCGGCCGUCGCCCUGACCCUGUUCGAGGAGUCGCAGCGCCUCAACGUGCGCCCGAACGUGUACCUGUUCAACACGCUCAUCUCGAAGCUGUCGCGCGCGCGCCGGGCCAAGGAGGCGCUCGAGUACUUUGAGCUCAUGAAGCACUGCGGCCUGAGGCCGUCGUCGAUCACAUACGGCGCCAUCAUCAACGCGUGCUGCAAGACGGGCGACGACGUGUCGGCGGCGUACCUGUUUGCCGAGAUGGCGGCCGACCCGACCUUCAAGCCGCGCGUGCCGCCGUACAACACGAUGAUCCAGUUCUACACGUCCACCAAGCCCAACCGCGAGCGCGCGCUGCACUACUACGGCGAGCUCGUCAAGGCCAAGGUCCCUCCGACCGGCCACACGUACAAGCUCCUCCUCGACGCGUACGGCACCAUCGGCGAGCCCGACUUGGACAUGUGCCAGCGCGUCUUCAGCGAGCUCGUCGCGCACCGGGGCGUCACCGUGUCGGGCGCGCACUGGGCGUCGCUCUUGACGGCGUACGGCGUCCACGCCCGCCAGCUCGACCGCGCCCUCGCCCUGUUCGACUCCAUCGCGUCGCACCCGACCUCGCGCCAACGCAGCGCUCGUGACGCCCCGGACGCGGUCCCGCAACCCGACGCCGUCGUGUACGAGGCGCUGUUCAACGUCCUGCUCGCCAACGAGCGCGCCGACCUGUGCGACCAGUACCUCGACGAGAUGCGGCGGCGCGGGGUCCGCAUGACGGCCUACGUCGGCAACACGCUCAUCAAGGGCUACAGCGCCCAAGGGCACCCCGAGCGCGCCCGGGCCAUCUUCCUCGCCAUGGCCGACCCUCGCGCCGGCGUCGCGAGCGCGGGCAACCACGCCAUCGACCGGCACGCCAAGCACCACCACCUGGCGCACCAGGCGCCGAGGGGCGUCGACGAGCCGACGUACCGCGAGCCGUCGACGUACGAGGCCAUGAUCCGCUGCGAGCUCGACGCGGGAGAGACGGUGCGCGCCGCAGAGGUGCUCCGGCUCGCAGAGGCUCGUGCGUUCCCGCCUGCAGUCAUCGGCCGCCUGCAGAAGCUCCUCGCGGCAGAAGGCAUCGAGGCGCUCCCGCUCGCCUGAGCCUUUCGCCCUUCUCUCGCUCUCGGGCUCUCGCACCAUCACCGCCACCACCUCGUCGCCGUCGUCGCCUCGUCGUUCUCCCGCCUCUCUCUCUCUGCAUCGUACCCCCUCGCUCUCUCUCUCGCAUGCCCUCCUUGUCGUAGCACCUCCCCCCCUCCUCCCCUCUCCUCGUCUCUUCUCGGUCAACCUGCAUACCCUCCCUCCCCUCUCCCUUCUCCUUCUCUCUCCUGACUCGCUCCCUCGAACCGUCAAGCAUACCCCCCCUCUCUCCCAUAGACAUGCGCGUCCUCGAUCCUCCCUCGUGCAAAAACAAGAAGCUGUACCUCGCUC